Messenger RNA from Cannabis sativa, 1611 nucleotides. RefSeq lists its product as uncharacterized. The transcript is spliced from 2 exons. Bases 167 to 1396 code for a protein of 409 amino acids. The record is from RefSeq and is a predicted model, not a curated record. Gene Ontology annotation, cellular component: 90S preribosome. Lineage: Eukaryota; Viridiplantae; Streptophyta; Magnoliopsida; Rosales; Cannabaceae.
AAAUAAUACAAUAAACUAAUAAAGAAAAGAAAAACCCUAAAUUUACAAAAACCCUAAAAUUUAGUCAUCCUUUCUCUCUCUCUACUCUACCCAGCCGUCCUUCUUCUUCUUCUACCUCUCUCCCUCUCGGCGUCUUCUCUUCACUCCGGUGGCAUAGCUUAAAGCAAUGGCUAUGGUGGAUUCAGCUCCUUCUCCUCCUUCUUCAACAAACACAAACCUAAGAGUGAGUCCCAAAACGGUAGAGAAGGCUGUAAAAGCUCUUCUGAAAUGGAAGAUUUCGAAAUCGGAUACACAAAAGCCUCAGCUUUUAGACGAAGACGAAUUCGUCUACCUUGUAUUGACAUUGAAGAAAAUCCCAGCCAAGGAGCGUGUCAAUGCUUACAAGGUCCCUCUAGCUCACUCCUUAUAUUCCGAAUCAGCUGAGCUCUGCCUCAUUAUCGAUGACAGCUCCAAAUCUGGUCUUACCAAAGACGACGCCAUGAAAAAGAUUAAGGCCGAAGGGAUUCCUGUGUCGAAAGUUAUAAAGCUUUCGAAGCUCAAAACAGAUUACAAAGCCUUUGAAUCAAAGCGCAAGCUUUGUGAUUCGUAUGACAUGUUUUUGGCCGAUAAACGUGUUGUUACUUUGUUGCCUAGACUUUUAGGGAAGCAAUUCUUCAAGAAGAAGAAGAUUCCUGUGCCUGUGGAUUUGAAGCACAAGAAUUGGAAAGAACAGAUUGAGAAGGCAUGUAGCUCUGCUUUGUUGUUCUUAAGGACCGGGACUUGUUGUGUUGUAAGGGUUGCAAAAUCUUCCAUGAGUUCUGAUGAUAUUGUGGAGAAUGUGGUUGCUGCCAUUAAUGGGAUUGUAGAGUUUGUGCCUAGGAAAUGGGGGAAUGUAAGGUCCUUCCAUUUGAAGCUGUUGGAGUCUGUUGCAUUGCCUGUGUAUCAGGCAUUGCCCGAUAUGAGGUUGAAGAUUGAGGGAGUUAAGGCUGAGAAGGUUGAGAAGGAAGAAGAAGGCGAUAAGAAGGUUGGUAAGGAGGAUAAAGUUGCGAAAAAGAAGGGUCGAAUUCAUGAAGUUCGGUAUAUGGAUGUUAAUGCUGAAGAGGAAGGCAUUUAUGAGGGUGAUGAUGUAGUUGAUAGUGAUGUGGAAUUAGGUGUUGAGAAUGAUGUAAUGGGCAGUGGUGAUUCGGGGAAGAAGAAGAGGAAGAAAGGAGAUGAAGCUAAGGAGGAUGAGGUUGUUGCAGAGAAGCCAUUGAAGAAAUCGACAAAGGCAAAAGAUGGAAUUGUGAAGAAGAUGAAGAAGAAGGCAGAUGAUUCAUCUAUCAAAGCGGUCGAAGAUGGAGAAAGAAAGGAGAAGAAGUUGAAGAAGAGUGGAGGAGAAACUAAGGUGAAAGCUAAUAAAAGAAAGUUAGUUGAGUAAAUUAAACAUAGAAAAGUUUUGAUCAAAUAGAGAUUAAAAUGCUUAUUGGGGCUUUCUGCAUUUUGAGUCCUUUUAGCAGAUUUUGAAUUUUGAGCUUGUUAUUGAAAAUUAUGAUCUUUUUGUUUUUGGUUUAUAAAGUAUUAGUGUACUACUUUGUCAUUAGAAUCUUAAUUAUAUUUCAAGACUCAAGUAUUAACAUUAUUAGUUCAUUUUCA